Messenger RNA from Lampris incognitus (smalleye Pacific opah), 6270 nucleotides. RefSeq names its product opa interacting protein 5 (gene oip5). The coding region runs from base 133 to 579 and encodes 148 amino acids. Gene Ontology annotation, biological process: CENP-A containing chromatin assembly; chromosome segregation. NCBI's taxonomy places the organism in Eukaryota, Metazoa, Chordata, Actinopteri, Lampriformes, Lampridae. The record is from RefSeq and is a predicted model, not a curated record. The transcript is spliced from 5 exons. Gene Ontology annotation, cellular component: nucleus; chromatin; chromosome, centromeric region.
CCAUAGCGUCCCGACGGGCUUCCUCGGUCCGCCGAGCCGAAGGGAGACACGUUUGACGACACUUGACGAGAACCGAUUUCGGCGACGACCCGUCGAAGCGGUCGCCGAUGACGUAAGACCGGCUGGGCAGACAUGCUGACUUUACACUGCAAAACGUGCAACGACGUGUUGGGCGACUCGUUCGGCGUCUGCGGGGAGCUCAGAUGGACGGACUCUAUCCUGUGUUCCAGACUGACCUCCCAUGUGAUCGUCAAUAAUAAGAUGGAAUUUAUACUCAAGGGUGAACUGGCCCAUUGCAUCCACAGCUCUCUGAAAUGCUCUCACUGCCAGUCUGUCGUGGGUACUCGUAUUUGGUCGGUCCCACAACCGCAUUUAGACGAACUGCGCUCCUUCUUUCUCCUCCACAAAAAAAGUGUUAACUGUUACAUUCUCAACCAGAGCUCUAUGAAGAAUGCCACUGACCUCUCAUUUAACGUACUGCCUCUGGAGGAGAGCAUGAAGAAGCUCAGAAAGCAGAUGGAAGCUCUUAACGAGAGCAUCUCGAACACGACAAUGAGGCUCCGACCAACCACGACGUGAGGCCGUUUGCUCUCCGGCCGAUUAUGCUCGUGUGUGCUGUUUUUAUUAGGUUCUUGUUUAAGUAGCUUUCUUAAACAGCUAUGUUGCCUUUUCAUUUUUUUUUUUUCUGAGAAAGAUGGGCUGCACACAAACGGCCAUUUCAGUGUAGGUAAGCGUCUCAAAAAUCCACACUUUCCUCCGUCUUUUUAAAAGCCUUUAUUUCAAUUACAGAUUUGGUGAGUUCUGGUUCGUAUGUAAAAUGUUAUCAGCUGGUGUAAGAUAACAGAAUGAUGUGGAAUUACACUGGUGCCUUCUUUUCCAAAUCAAUAAACAUUACUUAUGGUGGGCUUCUAACUCAAUGAGAUCUGUGUUCAUCGCUGCAAAUAAAGAAUAAUAAUGAAGUACUGAACGUCUGUGCACCGCAGUGUCAUCGGCAAACCUUUCAGACCUGCAGGGACAAUUUGUGCCUUUUUAUAAUUACAAACGUCACACUGACUUGAAAUAAGCUUCAACAACCAGCCAUCCAAUUGGCACCAUGCUGCUUUUUAUUGCUGAUUUUCUGGCAUAUAUAUAUAUAUAUAUAUAUAUAUAUACAUAUUAGGUUAAUACAAAACCAGACAAGAGGUUCACACAUAAUAAGCAUGCCCACUUCCUCCUCCUGGAGUGCAUAGUUUCUACAGUCCACUUCUUCAGUGGAAAGGUUGAUCCACAAUGAAAUUUUAUUAAACGUCUUAGCAAUGCUUUUGUUUUGUUGUGUUUUUCACCAUGAGAACAGAGGCGGGUGUCCGCGUUCAGCGACCCUUUCUGCUGCGUUGUAGCUCAACUGCUGCUGCUGUGUUUGACACACCAGAGAGCAAACCGCAAAGCUGGUGAAACAUCCUCAGACUGAAAAAAGGCAUAUGUAAUAUUUCCCUAAGUUUCUUUUUUUUGUGUGCCUUUAUUCCCAAUGAUCUCUGGCAUUUGGUCUGUAUAAUCACAGUAUAGAUCACAUACGACAGGCCAGCAUCAACACACUGCCCACUGUUGUGUCAAACACACAUCACACAUUACACACAAUAUACAUGUAUAUAUACACAUAUAUAUAUGUAUAUAUAUAUAUACACAUAUAUAUAUAUGUAAUGUGUAUACGUAAGAUAGCUAAUCAUCUUGUCAUGUAAUGUCUGAUAUGAUGAUUUCAAGAUCAUAGUUACACUCAUUCACAUUACAAAGUUGGAUUAUUGCAUGCAAUACAAAUCAUUAUUCUAAGUCAUGCAUAAGUGUUUUUUAAACCCACAUAUGUCGCUAGUCACCGACUUGGUUAGAAAUUGUGAAUACAAAUACCCACACAGAGCAUUACAGAGUAUUUAGAACACAAUAUUGAAGACGGGAUGGAGGAGACUAUGACAACGCAGUCAGUACAUAAAGAGAAAGUGCUUCUUUUUUUCGUUCCUUUUUUAGCGAGUGUCAAGUUCAGCCGUCCCUUUGUCUUGUGAGGCCUUGCAAUAACUGAAAAUCACCUUUGCAUUUUGUGUGGAUGGGUGUCUGUAUAUGGGAGUGGGGGGGGGGUGUCAGAUUUGACAAUGCUACUCCAACAAUAAUAUUGCUUUCAGUAAAAUAGUGUUAUCCAUUGCACGGGUUGUUUAGGAUGGUUAAGUGUUGCAGGGAGGACAUAUUAAGCCUGACAAACAGCAUCUAAAGUCUAUCUUGUGCCCAUUCUAGUUUUUCCUCAGUGCAAAACUAAGGGGAUAAAGCUGUCCUCUUACACUGUGCUCUGUCACGAGUAUCUUAAACCUUUAUAGAUGAUACUGUAUUCUAUAGCUAAGUGUAAUCUCACAAGAAGUUGACUAAAAGCUAUUAUAGGCAACAAAAAAAAAAAUGAAGGGUGUGAGGUGGGUCUUUUCAACACAUUAUAAACUCCUGCCAACACUUACACCCUGGCACUAAACCCAUGCAUCAUUGUUGGUUAUUGCUUCUAAAACUAGGCUAAUCAUAUACAAUUUCAAGGAUUAAAAUAGAAUGCUCAUACUUGCAGACCUAUGAGGUAUUAUAUACAUUACAAUGUUAUGGUGAGAAACUUACUCUAUGACCACACCACUACAUUUGACCCCUACCAAUCAGAGCCUAAUCUACAGAUAGAGUACUACUGAGAAAACUACAGAUUCCUACAGGGCCCUAUCAUAAUUUCAGGUUUUCUUUUUCCUGGAACUUUCCAGUCAUUGUACGACAACUAUACUACUUGAAUUGUGAUAAACAAAAUUUGUAACGCACCAACUUUUUGUCCUAAAAGUGACUCAAGAACUCAGAGCAGCUCAGUUAGAAUAUAACUUCAUCUUGAUUGGAUUGUGCCCUUAUUAGUUGCCAGAUAAUUACUUGUGUCCUAUGCUUUCCCAUAAAUACAACUAUUUUUCCACUCUUUCCUCAAUUCACGCCGUAGUCUUGGACACUAAAAGAGUAAAAGAUGUUGUGUUAGCCUAUGAAUCGUCUCAGCUACACUGAAUAGGGUGAUGGAGUGUAGGACAUAGCUUUACAGUUUUCCUGUGGGGUUAAAAAAAUGUUUUGUUAUCUUAACCCUGACACAUUGUACGCUUUAUUCUAUAGCUUAGCAUGCUACUGAAAAUACCUAGGACCGAUAUUCAGUCUUGAUUUUUUUUUGGGGGGGGGUUCCAUUGCAAUUUAAACUCCAUCUUUAUCUAUAAUCGGGUUUGACUAUUCUUCAUAAAGCAAGCAUCACUACUGGUCAUGCAUGGCUACUAUAAUGUUGGCACCACAGUCCCGCUAAAGAAGCUAAUUAAUGCACAUGAGUCUAUACAUAUCUUAAUGGAAGACAUUGGUGAUUUUGUUGCUUUCAAACAACUUAUCACUUGUUUAUACAAUAUACAGUUUGCUCAACAACAUGAUAGUUAUGGUAAAAUAUUGCACAAAUCCCAGUUGUGAUGAACUUGUAAACCAUCAGAAAUUUCAACUCAAAGCAAAUGACAACCAGGGUGACGUUCACAUAUGGACCAGUCCAAGGUGAACAUAUUCUGAAUCACUCAACUGGAGCUAAAGCUGAUAUCUGACAGUACGGCGCUGGUGUCUGGAGGGACCGGCGCGCCACAGACAAAGGCAUAUAGAAGCAAAAGAUGAUGCUGUUGAGUAGAAUUUGCUCUGAGGCACAGGCGGAUCUCAAAGCCGGUCCAAAAAAAAAAAGAAAAAAAAAUUGGGACUAUUCAGAGUGACGUAUUUUGCUAUGAAAGGUUCCUCUCAAGGGUCAAAGGGUGUUUUAUAAUGGGAAAACGAAGCCGGUUCUACCACUUCAAGCAGUGCGGAAAGGGAAAAUCACUGACAUGUAUUCUUUGCACUCAUUAACAUUCGGACAACUGGGAACAUGCCGAGACGAAAUAGCUUUUGUGACGUGUCAAAAAUGUAAUUAAUGAGAACAGGUACAUAGGAGACCGUCUUUAUGUUGCUUUUCACUGCUACCUUCAAAAAUGGUUUUACACCAAAUUAGAGAUAACGUGCAGAUGUUUUUUUUUUUCCACAUGCUAUGCAGAACAGCGGGUCUUCUAUGCACCUGCUAAGAAAUCCAAAGUUUGCAAAGGACCUCCCGUCUUAAGAGUCUACUUGGGAAUAUGAAGUUAUUAAAACAAAAAUUAAAAAAAAAGAUCUGGAGACUCAUACCUGCUCUGUUGAAUUGUUUGGCUACAAAUAGUGAUCACAUUCCACCUUGCUACUGUUACACUUGCGUGACAAUGAGGUAGUGCAAAAACACCCUAUGCUUUCAAUCAUGGGCCUUUAGCUUUGCUACAGUUCUACUUUCGCUCCUGGAGAGAAGAGGAUUUGUGAGCAACUUGUUCAUACCGGAAACCCAUCUGUUCUGAUUUUUAGUGAAGAACAGGAUGGUGAGUGAGCGGAGCCGUUUUCAACCCAAUUUAGUGACAGACAGUGACAUUUCACUCCAUCGAGCAAGACAAUCCCUUAAUGUUACCAGCAUCCGUCUACAUGAACCAGUCAGAUCGAAGCAUCUCAAAUGGGACUAGUAUGACCAAAUGGGGGGUGGGAGGUGGGGGGCUGCUUGUAUGCAGUCAAACUGCAGAGUACGUUCUCUUAUUUUAUCUUAUUUAUCGCUUUCUUUCUUGCUAAUUUUUUUUUUCAAAACGGUGCAACGCUUGCAAACUCUGGACAGAGCUGCAGCGCAAACGAUGACAGUGUGACGUGAGAUGUGGAGAAAUGGCACAUGUCUGGCAGACAGCCCUUACUCAGCAGGCUGAGGAUAUGACAGUGGUGGUGGUGGUGUGGAGGUUCUCCCUGAACAGGGGGCGGUCUCCAGCGGACGAGGAGGGGUGGGUGGAGGUGUGGUGGUCAGGGUGGUGGUGUGGAAGUUCUCCCUGAACAGGGGGCGGUCUCCAGCGGACGAGGAGGGGUGGGUGGAGGUGUGGUGGUCAGGGUGGUGGUGGUGGUGUGGAAGUUCUCCCUGAACAGGGGGCGGUCUCCAGCGGACGAGGAGGGGUGGGUGGAGGUGUGGUGGUCAGGGUGGUGUGGAAGUUCUCCCUGAACAGGGGGCGGUCUCCAGCGGACGAGGAGGGGUGUGUGGAGGUGUGGUGGUCAGGGUGGUGGUGGUGUAGAGGUUCUCCCUGAACAGGGGGCGGUCUCCAGCGGACGAGGAGGGGUGGGUGGAGGUGUGGUGGUCAGGGUGGUGGUGUGGAAGUUCUCCCUGAACAGGGGGCGGUCUCCAGUAGACGAGGAGGGGUGGGUGGUGGUGUGGAGGUUCUCCCUGAACAGGGGGCAGUCUCCAGCGGACGAGAAGGGGUGGGUGGAGGUGUGGUGUGGAAGUUCUCCCUGAACAGGGGGCGGUCUCCAGUAGACGAGGAGGGGUGGGUGGAGGUGUGGUGGUCAGGGUGGUGGUGUGGAAGUUCUCCCUGAACAGGGGGCGGUCUCCAGCGGACAAGGAGGGGUGGGUGGAGGUGUGGUGGUCAGGGUGGUGGUGGUGUGGAAGUUCUCCCUGAACAGGGGGCGGUCUCCAGCGGAUGAGGAGGGGUGGGUGGAGGUGUGGUGGUGGUGGCGUGGAAGUUCUCCCUGAACAGGGGGUGGUCUCCAGCGGACGAGGAGGGGUGGGUGGAGGUGUGGUGGUCAGGGUCCCUCAUCCUUGCUUUUCAUUCACGACUCCCACCGGGCUGGGUCGCCACCACCCACCCCCCCGUCGGGGUGCAACUCGAAACAGGGCGAACACGGAUGUGGCCUCGGAGGAUCGUCUCGUCGGUCGUCGGCGUCGGCGAACUUUGAAACUACCCGGGGGAAAAAAAGUGCGCCGGCAAUUAACGUUCGAGGUAAAAGACAAACGGAGCGUUUGGUGACGUGUUACCGAGGAUCACUGACCUUGGAGGGGGUCUCUGGGGGGGGGGCGAGGGGGAGGAGACGCGGUCCUUACUGUCACCGGGUCGGCUAGCUAGCUAGCUAGCUGCGACGGCGGCUCACACGGGGAGCUAAGAACCGGGGCGGGGGGGUUGGGGGUCCCGCUGUCCGCUCGCAGGCGUCGAAUCAAGUCCCCCGGUGCGUGCGGCUCCGUUCGGUCUCCGGACGCCCCGAAACGCCGGGGACGAGAAGGUCCCCUCGUCCCCUAUGUCGCUCUCACACCCUCACGUCUACGCCAUUUUCACUCCCCUACUACGACCAACCGGACGCGCACGGCGAUUGCGCGGUGGACACGUCGGUCAAACGUUAAGCCCGCCCCCAGGGCGUAGGAACGGAGCGCUG